AUGUCGUCCGCCACCGCACCACCUCUUGACCGUCGCCUCCGCCUCCCUUCUCUCCCGCCCGUGACGCAAGCCCGGGCGCGGGAGCAGCUCCAGAGCUUGCUUGCUGCGUAUCUCCGAUAUCGGCCUCUGGUCCAGCGAGGCCUGACGGGCGGCUUUGUGCUGUACUGCAUCGGGACGACAUAUCUCAGUAUGACGGGGAGGGGGGUGAAGGCGGGCAGGGAGAGUAGCGCUUCGACGAAGAAGAGGGGAAAGGGUAAGUCCAAGAAGUAUCGCGGAAGCGUCAACGACCCGCUCUUCUUCGCUCGACUGAAGAAGCUCAUCCGGAUCGUCAUCCCCAGUUUGCGAAGUCGAGAAGCGUCUAUGCUCGCUUUACACUCGGCGUUUCUGCUCGCUCGGACAGCAUUGAGUCUUUAUGUGGCAGAUCUAGACGGGAGAAUCGUAUCAUCACUCGUCACAGCCCAGCCCGCUCUCUUCCUCUCCAACCUCUCACGCUGGCUCGCCAUCGCCAUUCCCGCAACCUACACCAACUCCAUGCUAGAGUACCUCCAAUCCGAGCUGGGUCUGGCUUAUCGGACGCGCCUCACCCGGCACGCGUUGGGGACGUACCUUGAUCCGCCUGCUCAUGGAACAGGCGGCCGGCUCAGCGAGAAGGAUCUUGGAGGGACGGGGGACGAUGGGAAGGGCGAGCAAUUGUUCUACAAGCUGGCUAAUCUGGAUGAUCGGAUCAAGAAUGCGGAUCAGUACCUCACUGUCGACAUACAACAGUUCAGCAAUAAGCUCGCUGAGAUCUACUCAAACAUCGCCAAGCCGGUCUUGGACGUCAUCUUGUACAACUAUCAGCUGUCUCGGAACGUCGGUGCAGAGGGUCUCGUCAUCCUGACAAUUCUUGUCCAGGCGAGCGCGGGACUAUUGAAAGCAGUCACUCCCCCAUUCGGCGCUUACGCAGCACACGAAGCAACACUAGAGGGCGAGCUCCGCUUCACGCACUCUCGACUCCUCGAGUCCGGCGAAGAAGUGGCGCUAUACCAUGGCGAAGAGUUCGAAAAGAAUGUCAUUGAACGCGGAUACUUUGCGCUCGUCAAGCAUGUGAACCGGGUGCUGCGGAUAAGGGUCUGGCAUGGGAUGGCAGAGGAGGGGAUUAUAAAGUGGUUAUGGGGCGCCUUGGGGCUGGGGAUCUGCGCGAUACCUGUGUUCGGCGGGGAGGUUUUGGGUUUGGCAGGGGGUGCGGGGACCUUAGGGACGAGGACGGAGGGUUUCGUCACCAACCGACGGCUGCUGCUUUCUGCAAGCGACGCGUUCGGGCGGGUCAUGUACUCGUACAAGGAGUUGGCGGAGCUCGCUGGUUACACGUCCCGGGUGGCCGAUCUGCUGGAUACGAUGGAUGAUGUCAAGGCGGGGAGGUAUCAGAAGAAGCUGGUCAGCAGCUCCAGUGUGGAGGGGAAUGCCAAGAUGUUGGAAGGCAGAGGGCAGAUCAUCGAGUCUGAUGAGAUCCGGUUCGAUAAUGUCCCGCUCAUCAGCCCGAACGGAGAUGUCCUAGUCAAGUCCAUGAGCUUCAAUGUCCAGCCAGGAAAACACCUCCUCGUAGUCGGUCCCAAUGGAUGCGGUAAAUCCUCCCUCUUCCGGAUCCUAGGCGGUCUUUGGCCAGUGUACGGCGGAACCGUGUACAAACCCCCCGCGCGUGAAUUCACCUAUAUCCCACAACGCCCAUACCUCUGUACCGGCACCCUCCGGGAUCAGCUCAUCUAUCCGCAUGAUGCGGCCAUGAUGCGCGUGCGGGGCGUGAGCGAUGAUGAUCUGAUGCGGAUCCUGGAUGUGCUGGAGAUGGGUCAUAUGGUGGAGAGGGAGGGAGGGUGGGAUGCCGUGCGGGAGUGGAGAGAUGCGUUGAGUGGCGGGGACAAGCAGAGGAUUGCGAUGGCAAGGUUGUUCUAUCAUCGGCCAAAAUAUGCGAUCCUGGACGAAUGCACCAGCGCUGUGACGCUCGAGAUCGAGAAGGUCAUGUACGACCACGCGACUUCCCUUGGCAUCACACUCAUGACUGUCUCCCAUCGGCCUUCUUUAUGGAAAUACCACUCCAUGGUGCUCCAGUACGAUGGUCAGGGCGGCUAUGUAUUUACUGAGCUUGAUGCGGAGAAGCGGCUGGCAUUGCAAGAGGAGAAGCAGGAUUUGGAGCACCGGUUGUUGGAGGUGCCGAAGAUGCGGGCGAGGCUGGAGGAGCUUCGUGCUGUAAAGGCGGAAAGGGAGCGGCAGCGCAGUGCGUAA
Molecule: messenger RNA, 2259 nt
Organism: Dioszegia hungarica
Lineage: Eukaryota; Fungi; Basidiomycota; Tremellomycetes; Tremellales; Bulleribasidiaceae
Product: ABC transporter transmembrane region 2-domain-containing protein
Exons: 13
Coding region: 1-2259 (752 amino acids)
Biological process (GO): peroxisome organization; fatty acid beta-oxidation; long-chain fatty acid import into peroxisome
Cellular component (GO): peroxisomal membrane
Molecular function (GO): ATP hydrolysis activity; ABC-type transporter activity; long-chain fatty acid transmembrane transporter activity
Source: RefSeq, a predicted model, not a curated record